This is a messenger RNA of Uranotaenia lowii, 3015 nucleotides long. RefSeq lists its product as uncharacterized. The record is from RefSeq and is a predicted model, not a curated record. The coding region runs from base 1 to 3015 and encodes 1004 amino acids. The transcript has a single exon. Lineage: Eukaryota; Metazoa; Arthropoda; Insecta; Diptera; Culicidae.
AUGAGCGACGAAGAAGGAAGGGAUUUGAUCGUUGCUAAACUCCGUCAGCGGCUCUCAAACUUGAUGGAGUCUAUGUCGCUUUUGGAAAUUUUCCUGAACAAAUACAAACCGGAGGAUCACCAAUGUCAGGCUCAGGUAAGGUUAGAUAAACUUGAAGAAUACCACCGUACAUUUUUUGAAGUCGCAGCCGAACUGGAAUCCUAUUCUUCCAAAUCCGAGGUCAUUUCGGUUCAGAAAGAGCGCUUCAAGUUUGAAACAUAUUAUUUCAACUUCAAAGUGGCUUUGCAAUCAAAACUCCCCAAGCAACAAUCUGGCCCCAUUCCACCGGCUCCGCCUCUUCCCCAAGGAACUUCUGCCCCCACAGGCUCCCACAUUCGCUAUCCCGAACUGCCUCUCCUGAAAUUCAGUGGUCGACCGGAAGAUUGGGUUUCUUUCCGUGAUAGUUUCUACGCUGGUGUUGCAAGUCGUCCGGAAAUCAGAGGUGUGGACAAGUUGCAGUAUCUUAAAAGUCUUGUGCAAGGUGAAGCUUCCCGUUUGAUCGGCCACAUUGAAGUGAGCGAAGAGGGCUACAACACGGCUUGGAAACUGCUGAUUCGCCGAUAUGAAAGCCAACGUCGUUUAGUUUUUUGUCAUAUUCAAGGUCUUCAUGACACUCCAGCAAUGCAGAGAGAGAGCAGUGAUGAGCUUUUAAAAUUAAUCGACAGUUUUGAGGAGCAUUUGGCAAAUCUUCGCAGACUUGGAGAACCAGUCGAUCAGUGGAGUUCUCGUUUAGUUUUUGAUCUCUACAUUCGUGUUGAUCCCAACACAAAGCGCGAGUGGGACCGACAUUGCAAUGCGAUCGACUCCAGGGAAUACAGUGAUAGUACAACGAAGAAGGAAUUUGAAGGAGAUACUAUGCCAUCUUAUGAAGAUUUUCUUGGCUUUUUACAAGGGUAUGCGAAAGUUCUUCCUACGUCCAGACAAUAUUCUUCUUCUUCCAAAUUCGAGCAAAAUCCAAGAGCUAGCAGCUCCGUUCGUGUAGCUUCGCAUUUCACAUCUGGUUCUGAUCGGUCAAAUACUACAUCAAAUGGGUGCUAUCAAUGUGGCCAAAUGCACUACAUCUAUCAAUGCCCUGAGUUCCUCCAUCUAUCUCUUCGGCAAAAAUAUGAUCUUAUCAACAGCAAGGGUUUGUGUACUAAUUGCCUAUGUACGACGAAACACACGUUUCAUUCAUGUCCUUCACGAAAUUGUAGCAAAUGUCCGCAGAAACACAACACUCUUCUUCAUGAUUCUCGAGCCGAUCAACAGCGUGGUUCCAAUUAUUCGUCUGGUCAACAAAACAGGCAAUUUAGCGGGCAGCAACAACAGCGCGGAAGCCAGAGUCAGCAAGGUGCGAUUCAUCAAGGUGCAGGUCAACAAAGUGCAAAUUCCCAAAGUGCAAGUCAACAAGGUGUUUCAUUUUCCGCUACUCCAGCAAUCCAAGCGUCCUACACUUCCCAAACAAAUCAGUCUCCGCAACAAGUCGUUCUGCUACCAACUGCGUUUGCCAAUGUAGAGGACGGACAAGGCAAAAUUCUACGAACAAGGUGUUUACUCGAUUCAGGUUCACAGUGUCAUUUUAUCUCCCACGAUCUAUGUCAGAAAUUAAAACUACCUCGCCGAAGAACCCCAUUCCCGAUUGUUAUUUCUGGCAUUGGAAAAUCGAGUACCAAGGCUACAAAUUACGUCAGCGUAGAAAUUUCCUCCUUGCAUUCCGACUUCCGUGUUAAAUUACAAGUGUUGGUGCUCCCAGAUAUCACAGUAAAAUUGCCAAUAGAGGAUGUUCCCAUCGCAGAUUGGCCUAUUCCUGAACAGACAACACUCGCUAUUCCUACAUUUCACAAGUCUAGUACGGUUGAUAUAAUUGUUGGUGCUGAGUAUUUCUUCCGCAUUCUUCAGUACGGUCGUAUAGAACUCGGUGACGGAUUACCUCUUUUGCAAAACACCUUAUUAGGGUGGGUCGUCUCCGGAGGUUUCGGAAAGGAUUUUACCCAAAAGGCUCUUUGCAAUCUCAGCCGCUCUAAGACGUUAGAUGACAUGGUGAAACGAUUUUGGCAUUUGGAGACCAGUCAUGAUCUUCGAGGAUGGUCCUUGGAUGAAAAAGCUUGCGAAAAGCAUUUUGUUGACAACACAGUGCGGAAUUCGGAAGGUCGGUAUGUGGUAAAGCUCCCUAAAAGAACAGAUCUGGUUGGUCGUCUUCGGGACAACCGGUUUAAUGCGGAACGUCGAUUUUAUUUGUUGGAACGCAAAUUGCAGGCUACUCCAGAGUUAAAGGUACAAUAUCUCCAAUUUAUGGCCGAAUAUGAGACUCUUGGGCACAUGAGAGAAAUCAACGAUGAAGAACAAAGUGACACACCCCAAUAUUUUCUACCGCAUCAUGCUGUUUUACGCCCUGAGAGUACAACAACGAAAUUGAGGACAGUUUUCGACGCAUCGUGUAAAUCCAAGUCGGGUCUUUCUCUUAACGAUGUUCUUUUACCUGGACCAACUAUUCAAGACACACUUGUGGCAAUAAUUUUGAGGUUCCGGAUGUUUCCCUACGUUGUAGCAGCCGACAUUACCAAAAUGUAUCGGCAAAUUCUAGUCGACCCCACAGAUCAGCCGCUACAGAGAAUCCUAUGGCGGCAAUUUCCCGACGAGCCCUUGAAGACAUAUCAGCUUUUAACUGUUACCUACGGCACUAACUGUGCGCCUUUCCUAGCCACCAGAGUGCUGAAGCAGCUAGCAGAAGACGAGGCUACUAAUUAUCCCUUGGCCGCAGCAGUCGUACACAAGGGAUUUUAUAUGGACGAUGUCCUCACCGGAAGUCGAGAAGUGCAGGAGUUGAAAGAAACCGUCAAACAGCUUGACGAGUUGAUGAAGUCGGCAGGCUUCAAAUUAGCAAAAUGGGCAUCUAAUUGCACGGAAGUGCUUCGAGAAAUCCCUCUACAAAACAAGCGAGAGGAAGAAGAGCUGGAGCUAGACCAUGAAAGCUCUGUUACCACUCUUGGAUUGUGA